Molecule: messenger RNA, 237 nt
Organism: Aspergillus welwitschiae
Lineage: Eukaryota; Fungi; Ascomycota; Eurotiomycetes; Eurotiales; Aspergillaceae
Exons: 1
Coding region: 45-200 (51 amino acids)
Source: RefSeq, a predicted model, not a curated record
GCUAUUCCUCCCUACCAUAUCCCCAUGGGACAAAGGACCCAAUAAUGACGAGAGCAUUCUCCCACGCGGCACAUUGUGAUAGAGAUGUCGCGGUGGCACCACGAGACUCAUUAAUCACUGGUCCAGGAACGGCCGAGACAUCGCUGAACACGACUCCUGCAGCUAUGCCGGCCCUGGUAUACCGAGUAAACAAGGUCUAGACAAUAGGCUCGACUCUUCGGUGGGGGGCGCAAGCGG